ACCGCUGCCACCGCAGCCACCGCUGCCACCGCGCCGCCGUCGCUCUGCUCCACGCCUGCCCGCCUGCCCCACCGAGCCGCUGCCGCCCUCCAGCCACUCCACCUGUAAGAUGACCUACCGCUUCUGCCCAUCUCAGCUCUCCCUGGAUGCACUGGGUCCCGAGUGGGACUGCCCCCUGGGGUCCAAGGACCUGGAGGAAGAGGAGGGCCCAUGGGGAGGAGGCUCUGGCCUGCCACCCCCAGGUUGCUUCCCUGGCACCUGGCGCCACGAUGUAGGCCUGGACUGCAAAGGCUCCCUUGAGGGGGCGGAGGCCCGGGCCUGGACCGUCUACUACUACAGCCUCCUGCAGAGCUGUCUGCAGCAAGCUGGCCUUCCGGAGACCCAGGACCGCAGCCAUGUGCCCCGUACAGGCUGCCCUGGUGCGGAGGUGACCUUAUGCAUUCUGGGCUCCCCCAGUACCUUUCUGUCUGUGCUGCUGGAGGGUGGGGUCCAGAGCCCGGGAAACAUGCUCCUUUGCCUGUCCCCUGCUUGGCUGACAAAGGUGCCAGCACCUGGACAGCCGGGUGAGGCGAUCCUGCUGGUCUCUAAGGCUGUGAGCUUCCAUCCAGGGGGCCUGACAUUCUUGGAUGACUUUGUCCCCCCACGCCGAGCCACCUACUUCCUGGCGGGCCUGGGGCCGGGACCUGGCAGGGGUCGAGAGGCAGCUGAACUUGCCCGUGACCUGACCUGCCCCACAGGAGCCUCGGCUGAGCUGGCGAGGCUCUUGGAGGACAGGCUGCUGACAAGGCGACUGCUGGCUCAGCAGGGUAGUGUGGCUGUGCCAGCUACCCUGGCUUUCACCUAUAAGCCACCAGCACUGCUGCGGGGAGGGGAUGCCAGCCCAGGACUACGGCUGGUGGAGCUGAGCGGCAAAGAAGGCCAGGAGACGCUGGUGAAGGAGGAAGUUGGGGCCUUUCUGCACUCUGAGGCCCUGGGGGAUGCCCUGCAGGUGGCUGUGAAGCUCAGUGGCUGGCGCUGGCGGGGGCAGCAGGCACUGCGUCUGUACCCACGAGUAGAGCUGGGGACAGUGGUCGACACCGUGCUGGCGCUGCUAGAGAAACUGGAAGAGGAAGAGAGUGUCCUGGUGGAGGCUGUGUGCCCACCUGCCCGGCUGCCCUUCCCAGGCAGUCCCCCACCUGGCCCCGGGCUGGCUGUGCGGAUCUGUGCUGUGGUAUGUCGCACACAGGGUGACAAGCCCCUGCUGAGCAAGGUGGUGUGCAGCGUGGGCCGUGAGGACCGGCCUCUGCGGCACCAGAGCGCCUUGCCACAGACGCUGGAGAUGGCACUGGCCUGGUGCGGCCUGGGUGAGACAGCGCAGGUGGCGGUCGUGCGGCAGCGCGUCAAGGCGGCGGCCGAGGCCGCGCUGGCCGCCGUGCUGGCCCUGGAGGCCGGCCUGAGCUCUGAGCAGCGCGGCGGGCGCCGGGCCCGCACCGACUUCCUCGGCGUGGACUUCGCGCUGACGGUGGCAGGCCGCACGCUGACCCCCGUGGCCCUGGAGCUGAACGGCUGCCUGUGUCUGGAGGCGUGCGGCGCGCUCGAGGGGCUGUGGGCCGCGCGGUCGGCUGCGGCGGAGGAGGCGGCGGCCGCGCCGCUCGUGGAGACCAUGCUGCGGAGCUCGGCGCGCUACCUCAUGGAGGGCAAGCAGCUGCUGCUAAUCGGCGCGGGCGGCGUCAGCAAGAAGUUCGUGUGGGAGGCAGCGCGAGACUACGGGCUCAAGUUGCACCUGGUGGAGUCAGACCCCAACCACUUUGCAUCCCAGCUGGUGCACACUUUCAUCCACUUUGAUGUGACGGAGCACCGGAGGGAUGAAGAGAAUGCACGGUUGCUGGCAGAACUGGUGCGGGCACGUGGCCUGCAGCUAGAUGGCUGCUUCUCCUACUGGGAUGACUGCCUAGUGCUCACGGCCUUGCUCUGCCAGGAGCUGGGUCUGCCCUGCAGCCCACCAGCUGCCAUGCGCUUGGCCAAGCAGAAGAGUUGCACCCAGCUGCACCUGUUGCGCUGCCAUGGCCCACCCUGGCCUGCACCCUCCCUCCACGCUGUGCCCUGUUGCCCACUGGAGAGUGAAGCUGAUGUGGAGAAGGCCGUCCAUCAGGUGCCCCUGCCAGGUGUCAUGAAGCUGGAAUUUGGGGCAGGUGCAGUGGGUGUGCGGCUGGUGGAGGAUGCACCACAGUGCCACGAACAUUUUUCCCGGAUCUCUCGUGACCUGCAGGGUGAAGCUGACCACCCUGGCAUUGGGCUGGGCUGGGGCAAUGCCAUGCUGCUGAUGGAGUUUGUUGAGGGCACCGAGCAUGAUGUGGACCUGGUGUUGUUUGGUGGGCGACUGUUGGCUGCCUUCGUCUCCGACAAUGGCCCCACAAGGCUGCCUGGCUUCACUGAGACGGCAGCCUGCAUGCCCACGGGGCUGGCAGCAGAGCAGGAGGCACAGCUGGUGCAGGCAGCCUUCCGCUGUUGCCUGGGCUGUGGGCUGCUGGAUGGGGUCUUCAAUGUGGAGCUCAAGCUGACUGCGGCGGGGCCGAAACUCAUUGAGAUCAAUCCCCGCAUGGGUGGCUUCUACCUGAGAGACUGGAUCCUGGAGCUCUAUGGUGUGGACCUACUGCUGGCUGCAGCUAUGGUGGCCUGCGGCCUGCGGCCUGCCUUGCCUAUGCGCCCACGUGCCCGUGGCCACCUGGUGGGUGUCAUGUGCCUAUUGUCCCAGCACCUGCAGGUGCUGAGUUCUACCGCCAGCCGUGAGAGCCUGCAGGCUCUUCAUGACCAGGGCCUAGUGCGCUUCAAUUUGCUGGAGGAGGUCCUGGUGCCAGGUGAAUAUGAGGAGCCCUACUGCAGUGUGGCCUGCACUGGGUCCAGCCUGGCUGAGGCUCGUCUCCGCCUGCUGGGCCUCUGCCAGGGUCUGGGUAUUGAUGGGCCCCACUACCCUGUUGCCUACUUCCUGUCCCACUUCAAAUAGUGCCUCUUUUCUUGUAGCCCUGCCCCAACCUUGGCCUGGCUCACUCCAAGGCCUCAGGUCUGUUCCAGAGUGGCAGGGCCAUUUGACAUUAAGGCCUCCUGGGCUUGAGGGCCACUAAAGAAAGCAUCUGGGGGGCCACUGGCCUCUCUUGAUCUCUAUCCAGCCCAAAGAUCCCAGUCCUGCCCCCAAGACUCUAGCCAUGGAGAAGCAACAACAGCUGCACACAUGCAUACACCUCCGGGUUGGUGGGAGUGGGCCCAGACUUAGCUCAUCUUUGUCAUCCUUCCAGGUCUGUCUCUCUUCCUGCAGCCUACAGGAGGAGAGAUGCUGGGUGGCCCCUGGCCUUGGCCAAAUCCCACAAAAGCCUGAGACUAAACGCCCUGUCCUCUUACCCUCACCCCUCAUUUAGCAAAUUCUGGUAUAUUUCUAAAGCCUGCUGACAGCUUUUGGCAGUGCCCUGCCUGCCUUACUUGGCCUGAGCAGUAGAAGCAGGUAACUUGGGGUCAGCAGGAACCAUUUCCUCUCCAGGCAGACACUAUUACCCCAGUCUGCAGAUGAGGAAACAGGCUCAGAGAGGAACAACCCCUGCCUCGGGGUCAUACCACAGUAGCUGGACGGUCAAGGGACAAGACACAAGGUCCAGGUUUCCAUUUUUACUAAGUCUUAAGUGCCCACUCACCUUCUAAACCCCACUCACCUCCCUGCCCUCAUUCAUAUGUGGCCUUCAGAUGAGUGAAGCACACACCUUCUCCAUCAAGCUUUGGUGCUUUGACCUCUGGCAUAACUAACUAGCCUUGGCAGAGGAGAGUCUACACUCCCUAGUUCAGGGGAGACUGCUUCAGUAACUGCCUCUGUGCAGCACAAGAGCUGUGGCUAGCUCCACAAGCAUGCCUCUCCAAAUAAAGGCUUAUGAACUAAUUAAA
Canis lupus familiaris (dog) is the source of this 3906-nucleotide messenger RNA. It is a transcript of the gene CARNS1, whose product is annotated as carnosine synthase 1. Gene Ontology annotation, molecular function: ATP hydrolysis activity; carnosine synthase activity; metal ion binding. The coding region runs from base 110 to 2983 and encodes 957 amino acids. The transcript has 10 exons. The record is from RefSeq and is a predicted model, not a curated record. Lineage: Eukaryota; Metazoa; Chordata; Mammalia; Carnivora; Canidae. Gene Ontology annotation, biological process: carnosine biosynthetic process.